AUGCCAACAUCGUGGGCUGAUUCAGUUGAGAAUGCGGCACCCGUUGGUGGUGUAGGGACAACAUCCACUCAGUCCCAUGGAGGUCGAUCGGCUUAUGUUCCCCCGCAUCUUAGAAAUAGGCCGCCCUCAUCAGACGUGUCAACAGCUCCUGUUUCCUAUGCCACUUCUGCUUUGGGUAAUGACCGCUCGGGAUACAGUGGUCUGUCCGCAGGUGGGAGUCAUUCCGGUGGUCCUAGAGGUGGUGGUGGUGGACGCAUUGGUGGUGGUUGGAACAAUAGAAGUGGUGGUUGGGAUCGUGGAAGGGAAAGGGAGGUGAAUCCUUUUGGAGAUGAUUCUGAUACAGAACUGGCAUUUGGUGAUCAAGAGAAUACAGUCAUCAAUUUUGAUGCUUAUGAGGAUAUUCCAGUGGAGACUAGUGGGGAAAAUGUUCCUCCUCCUGUGAAUACAUUUGCAGAUAUUGAUCUAGGUGAAGCAUUGAACCAGAAUAUUAGGAGAUGCAAGUAUGUGAAGCCAACCCCUGUGCAGCGGCAUGCAAUACCAAUCUCAAUCGCCGGCCGAGAUCUGAUGGCUUGUGCUCAGACUGGUUCUGGAAAGACAGCUGCCUUUUGCUUUCCCAUAAUUAGUGGAAUCAUGAGGGGUGACCAGUUUGCUCAGAGACCGCCACGCAUGCCACGUAUGGCAUUUCCACUGGCUCUCAUUCUUUCACCGACAAGGGAGCUUUCAUGCCAAAUUCAUGAUGAAGCUAAGAAAUUUGCAUAUCAAACUGGUGUCAGGGUGGUUGUUGCUUAUGGUGGUGCACCCAUUAAUCAACAGCUUCGAGAACUUGAGAGAGGUGUGGAUAUACUUGUGGCAACUCCUGGACGCUUGGUUGAUUUAUUGGAAAGAGCAAGACUCUCAUUGCAAAUGAUUAGAUAUUUAGCCCUAGAUGAGGCAGAUAGAAUGUUGGAUAUGGGUUUUGAACCUCAAAUAAGGAAAAUUGUCCAACAAAUGGACAUGCCUCCUCCUGGCAUGAGACAGACAAUGCUGUUUAGUGCCACUUUCCCGAAAGAGAUACAGACACUGGCUGCAGAUUUUCUAUCUGGUUACAUCUUUUUGGCUGUUGGAAGAGUUGGUUCUAGUACUGAUUUGAUUGUCCAAAGAGUUGAAUAUGUUCAUGAGAGUGAUAAAAGAAGUCAUUUAAUGGACCUCCUUCAUGCACAGAAGGCAAAUGGUGUCCAUGGCAAGCAAGCUCUUACACUGGUUUUUGUGGAGACGAAGAAGGGUGCUGAUUCACUCGAACAUUGGCUUUGUAUCAACGGCUUCCCUGCCACUGCUAUUCAUGGUGACAGAACACAACAGGAGAGAGAACAAGCUUUGCGAUCAUUUAAAAGUGGCAUGACUCCAAUUUUGGUUGCGACAGACGUGGCAGCACGUGGUCUUGAUAUCCCUCAUGUAGCACACGUCGUGAACUUUGAUCUUCCAAACGACAUUGAUGAUUAUGUCCACCGUAUAGGACGCACUGGCCGUGCAGCCAGAUCGACCUAUGGGAAAAAUCGACGUGGAGGAGGCCGAUUUGGUUCUCGUGAUUUCCGAAGGGAUUCAUCCUUCAGUCGAGGUGGUACUGACUACUACGGUGUGGGGAACAUGGGAAAUAACUACGGUGCUUCUGGUGGUUAUGGCGGAGCUUCUGGUCCUGGUGUGACUAGUGCAUGGGACUAA
Fraxinus pennsylvanica is the source of this 1698-nucleotide messenger RNA. The record is from the annotation of a GenBank genome assembly. Lineage: Eukaryota; Viridiplantae; Streptophyta; Magnoliopsida; Lamiales; Oleaceae.